CAUGUCGAACGGGAAAUGAUUUGACACUGUCCUUGCGUCUAAAUUUAAUCGCGCUCGAGCAACCUCCGACUGUAAACAAUUCAAGUCUGGUGUAUUUGUAUGAUAAUGCUUUAAUUGACCAACUACCGUACGACGUCAUAAGGGAUGUGAAGAAAUGUAAAAGCGCAGGAGGCGCUGGUGCAACUUGAUCACUAUAAUAAUUCUUCCGCGAGUUAGCCUACUUGAAGCCACUGCCGCGAAACAAACAUGUCGGAGCCCAGCGGGAAAAGAUUAAAAACCAACCUGCCGAUCUGUAAGACGCACCGUGUAUUUGUCGGUAGUAAGGUUAAGCAGAAUCUCCCAGCAGUCGUGGAGGAGAGUCUCUGUGGCGUUUCGACCUUAAUUAUGGAAAUCGCUUACAGACUUCAAGCACUGGGAAAGAUAUUUGAACAGGAUAACUUGGCCCUUCCUAGAGUUGCAAGUUUCUUCCAACUGCAGUCGGAGAGGGAGCAGGAACAGGCAGAAGCCAUGCUCCAGUAUCUGAAUGAGCGUGGAGGACAGUACUGCAAUAAAGACAUCAAGAGACCCGGUAGUGAGGCGGUGUGCGGUCUGCUCCCUGCCCUGGAGUUGACACUGGCGCAGUGGAAGGAGGAGAUGGCCGUCAUGAUGGAGCUCUCCCAACUCGCCCGCGAACACAGCGACCCUCACUCUGCAAGCGUGGUCAAGAGCCGCUUCCUAACUCCGCUCGUCCCGAAGGUCAAGCUGCUCGGCGACCUCUUGACCAAUGCCCGGAGAAUGGGCUGCACGGCUGAUGGAGCGAGUGGCUACGGAGAAUACCUGAUCGACCAGCUCCAGGAAGAACUGACCUCCAGUGCUUGAGCUUCCUCACUUCCUGCUCCUCUCUGAUGGGUGCAUAAAAACCAGGCUGGUUUAGGCCGCAUCUGAAUCUGUCCCGUCUGUGCCUCUUUCUCUAGUGGUUCUGUUCAGCCAAGGGAAGUUUAACCUGUAACAUGUCCGCUUGAUGUAAAGUGUUUUGUAGAGAGUGUUUUGUGACUUGUAGGGAACUUUUCUAUAGGCUGACCUGUCAGUAUUGGCAUGGGAAAGGCAGGCCCGUUUUGAAUUAUAGUAGUAGGCUGUAUUAAAUGUUUUCAGCACAGUCACAUUUAAAUUGUAAUAAUAGACGACUAGUGAAUACACUGUUCCUAUGGCCUUUGUGAAUAGAUUCUCCUGAACUUUGUUGUUCCAAAGAUAUUUUCCUUUUGAAAUUAUUUUUGAUUAAAAGAAUAUAUGUUCAUACACAUUUGUAGACCAGCCAUCACUCCAUUUGUUUGACAUGACAUAAAUUGUCAGACCACAGUAUUUACGUCUGUAGUCACAUUGACACAUUAUGCAUCUGUAAGAAAUACUGGACUGUCACAGAAGUAGACAUUAUGCACUAUAUUUUGGGAGCAUGUCAAAAAGGUGUGGCAAAGGUUUUUGCCUUGUCAUUUUAUUGUGUUUAUUUUUUGAGCCUUCACAGUAUUGUCUCUAUUUUGAACUUGAACUUUGAAAAAGACUGUUACAAGCAUUUUGAAAUAAAGUCUUGAAUUCAGAAGUA
Messenger RNA from Alosa alosa (allis shad), 1576 nucleotides. Its product is annotated as Ferritin light chain, oocyte isoform-like. Bases 247 to 858 code for a protein of 203 amino acids. The transcript has 3 exons. The record is from RefSeq and is a predicted model, not a curated record. NCBI's taxonomy places the organism in Eukaryota, Metazoa, Chordata, Actinopteri, Clupeiformes, Clupeidae. Gene Ontology annotation, biological process: iron ion transport; intracellular iron ion homeostasis. Gene Ontology annotation, cellular component: cytoplasm. Gene Ontology annotation, molecular function: ferrous iron binding; ferric iron binding.